Molecule: messenger RNA, 2028 nt
Organism: Coregonus sp. 'balchen'
Lineage: Eukaryota; Metazoa; Chordata; Actinopteri; Salmoniformes; Salmonidae
Source: the annotation of a GenBank genome assembly
AUUAUAAAACAUUGAUGAACAUUCAUUGAUACAUCAAGCCUCAACAGCCCACCCAUAUACUGCACUUUGAUACAGGCUUUGACGGUACUGUUUUACAGGUGGCAGCUCCAAUGUCUUCUGCUGUAGCGCGUCAUAGUGAAUAUAACCGACUGGCUUCUCAAUGAGGUACAGAGGGAAACAGCUCAUACCAUGGUGCCAUGGGACAUCAUGUCUAUACCGUUUCCAUGUCCCUUGGACGGUCAGAGGGACUGUGUAUUUCAGCAGGACUUACAGCACACAACAACAGAAACCACCAACCAACCAUGACCAAGCAGACAAACCUGCUGUGCCUAUUCAGGAGCAUGCCAUAGCUACAAUACAGAAUCUGACUGACUUGGGGAAGCAGUGGGGACAAAAGUCUGUGAGCACCGCCUCACAGUGGAGGCAGAAGUCUAUGAGCACUGCCUCAAACACAGUUAACUACUGGUGGAAGAGGUACGAGGAGUUUGUCGGCCUGAAUGAAGUCAGAGAUGCCCAGUCUAAAGUCACAGAGGUAAGAGAAUAUGCAAGCCAGGCUUAUGGAACUGGAGGUUUUGAUGUAUUUAUCUUACUACCACUUCACUGAGUUUUCCCUGACUACAUGACCUGGCGAGGAGAAAACCCUAGUUUGUCCUGGGCCCCAGAGUUUGUCCUAGCCAGGUCAGAUUAUUCAUCUCUUUCCUGAUCUUGUAAAUGUUGUAAUGUGUUUCUUUAGGCAGAAAAGGCCUUCAUGGUGACCAGAGGGAUGGUGCGUGAAGCACAUGGCAGCCUGGAGACCUUACAGGUCAGGCUGAAGGAGGUGAGAGACCGACUGGAUCGGGUCUCACGAGAGGAGGCCCACUACCUGGAGCUGGCCACGCUGGAGCACAAGCUGCUGCAGGUAACAACUGUCAACACGGGAAUAAAAUGGAACACACAAAUCUGUAGUGUUGCACUCUGUAUUUAAAGAAACAAACAUUCUCACAAUUUCCUGACCAUAGGAGGAACGUCGCCUGCGAACAGCCUACGAGAACGCAGAGGGGGCGGAAAGGGAGAAGUUUGCCUUAUUCUCAGCGGGUGUACGUGAGAGCCACGAGAAAGAACGGACGCGGACAGAGCGCACCAAGAACUGGUCCGUAAUAGGCUCUGUACUCGGUGCCUUCAUAGGGGUCAUGGGGUCAACCUAUGUCAACAGGGUACGCCUACAGGAGCUGAAGACCUUGCUACUGGAGGCCCAGAAAGGACCAGUCAGCCUACAGGAGGCUAUCAAAGUCCAGGCCAGUAUGCAUAAGAUCCAACAAGAGGAGCUGAGAGGCCUUAUAGACACCCUGAGGGUGACACUUCAACAUAGAGCAGCUCAGGCUGAGAAGGAGAAGAAUGUGAAGAAACCAGUGGCAGCUCCUGUUCCGGUUCCAGAACCCAUCGUGGUUCCACCUCCACCCCAACCCUCUGAGGCAGUUCUAAAAGAGAUAUUGCUUUAUAUCCAGAAGGCACAGUCUCUUAUAGAAGGAUUACAGCCCCAGCUGGGGCAGCUGGAACAGGGUGUAGGGAAGGUGGAAUCGGAACUCCUGGAAGUGAAGAAUUUGAUUGAGACGUAUCACAGUGAAGAGAAGCCGCCUGUAGUGAUAAGUCAACAAGAUUCACAGAUGUUUGUUUGCGAAACAGAGAGUGUUAUGCAAGGACUUGACCAGACGGAGAAAAGACUUGAGGCUCAGAUAAACCAGACUACCAUGUACAACACUGUUCUGGCUUACAUUGCGCUUGCUGUCACUGUUCCUGCACUGUAUGUUCUCUUUAGAGGUGUUUGACUAAUGUUAUGUACUGUAAAAUAGUGAUAUUAAUCUGACAGGGUCCAUCUUGAUUUACAAUGAAAUAAUUACAAAUUAAUAUUGUGAUUGCUGUUCAUGUCUUUCAUACAGGGAAAAUGAACCAUGCACUGAUGUGAAAUCAAUGACUGUAAAUAUUGAGUCUGAAAUGUAAAAAAUUAGAGUACUAUAAAUAAAUGAAAAUGUAAUACAUUAUAAAAUAUUU